Paramisgurnus dabryanus is the source of this 1704-nucleotide messenger RNA. RefSeq lists its product as uncharacterized. The record is from RefSeq and is a predicted model, not a curated record. Lineage: Eukaryota; Metazoa; Chordata; Actinopteri; Cypriniformes; Cobitidae.
GAGCAUUGAGCCUGAGCUCAAAACCGAGAUACAGUCAUGUUUGCAAUUCUUCUGACUGUAUCAUUGUUUAGCCAAGGUCUUACAAUAGUGGGCCAUGGAAAAAGUUUCAUCACAGCAUUUCCAGAAAAUUUAGGUUUCUUUUAUCGAAACACUUCAAAUAGUCUGAGAGUCACCGCCCUCCAUGACAACACAUUUGUCGACAUCUUUUUCAACGGCAGCAGCACACCAACAAAAAAGAUAUUAAACCUGAUGUUAGGCAAAACUGAAACUGUGGUGUUUCCAAAAUCUGCUGAAGUAUAUCAACUCAACUACUCCACACAAUCUAUCCGAAUUAACAGUACCAAAAACAUUGUAGUACAUUCUGUGAGUAGUGCAAAUUUUACGAUUAAUACAAUCUCAGCCCAGACCAAUGUUGUUCAACCCAAUGCAAAUCUCGGGAUAAAUUAUCUGAUCCCUUCACUGAACUACACAAAUUUUCUGACAACGUUUGGCAUAUCCCAGUCAACCUCCUCGUUCACAAGAUACGACUCAUUCAGACUAAUCAUCAUCAAUGCUGAGGACACAGAAAACAAUAUCACGAUAGUCAAAAAUAUAUCAGACAAAAUUCAGUUAGUAAACUUCACGAUCCCAUCAUAUCAACUUAUCCAGUUGCAGGCCGAUGAUUCAAUGAUGAUGGUUAAAACGAGUCAUAAAAUAGCUGUGCUGCUGACUCACCCGUGUCUAGAUAAAACAAACUGUUCAUGCAGCAUGAUAGUCAAUCAGAUUCUUCCUGUGAGAUUUCAGGGUCAGAACUUUGUUGUGCCCCACAUUCAAGGUAUAACCCAGAGACAGUUAGUUAUGACAUCAAAUGAUGAGGCAAGCUCACUAUCUCAAAACAACACUGAAUUAACUCCUAGUUCAUCAGGGUAUCUGUCACUCUCGGAUUUAAACACCCAGUAUGUAACCGCAUCGAGUGACGUGUCUCUCAGACUGAUCAGUCCAGGACUUUUCAUUGAAUUGAUCCCAGAACACAUGUUUGCUGGCUGCUACCUGCUGCCGUUCUAUUCAAACAGCAAGUUGGCAGUUGUGAUAGCUAAAACUGACAGCACAGCUCAAGUGAGCUUAGGUUCAAACACGAUUGAUACCUCUGCCUGGUCUGAGAUUUCUAACACACAAUACUCUAAAGCUGAAAUAACCUCAUCAGACCCAUUGGCCCUUAUCUGGACUACAAGCUCAAAGAUUGUGGUUUAUAUAGUGGAUAAAAGUGGUGACACAAUUUUUGGAGGCCCAGCUAUACCAAUAAAUGAACAACCAGCUCCAAAUGGCUGUAUGAUUCCUGGAGAGUUUGUAGUUGGAUAUCAACUUCUUAAAUGGACUGAGUCCCUGGCUUACUGCACAAAACUUGAGAGAGAAUUUGCCUGUCCUAUAAAUAAAUACAUCCAGAUAGAGUUCACCAAGCAGGUUAACAAAACAAAUGUGGAGGGUUGGAUCGGUCUGCGCCAGAGUCUUAUGACAACAGAGUGGUACUGGCAGACGAGUGCAACAUCAGCAUCAUCAUCUGUGGAUUACGUUAACUGGGCCAAUGGGCAACCACGGGCGAACAAGUUAGAAAUUUGUGCUUCAUUGUCACUGAAUGGUAAAGAUGAUUUUAAAUGGAAAACUGCACGCUGCUGUAAGAAAAAGCUUCCUGUCUGCUACAAACCACCAAAAAUCUUUAUCCUUUGA